AUGGCGUUGGGUGGCGGAGGCCCCAUCCCCUGUUCAGCACAGCUCCAGCCCCAUCCCCUGUUCAGCACAGCUCCAGCCCAAUCCCCUUUUCAGCACAGCCCCAGCCCCAUCCCCUGUUCAGCACAGCUCCAGCCCCAUCCCCUGUUCAGCACAGCUCCAGCCCAAUCCCCUGUUCAGCACAGCUCCAGCCCCAUCCCCUGUUCAGCACAGCUCCAGCCCAAUCCCCUGUUCAGCACAGCCCCAGCCCCAUCCCCUGUUCAGGACAGCUCCAGCCCCAUCCCCUGUUCAGCACAGCUCCAGCCCCAUCCCCUGUUCAGCACAGCUCCAGCCCAAUCCCCUGUUCAGCACAGCUCCAGCCCCAUCCCCUGUUCAGCACAGCUCCAGCCCCAUCCCCUGUUCAGCACAGCUCCAGCCCAAUCCCCUGUUCAGCACAGCCCCAGCCCCAUCCCCUGUUCAGCACAGCCCCAGCCCAAUCCCAAGCCCCAGCCCCAUCCCCUGUUCAGCACAGCUCCAGCCCAAUCCCAAGCCCCAGCCCCAUCCUCUGUUCAGCACAGCCCCAGCCCAAUCCCAAGCCCCAGCCCCAUCCCCUGUUCAGCACAUCUCCAGCCCAAUCCCAAGCCCCAGCCCCAUCCCCUGUUCAGCACAGCCCCAGCCCAAUCCCAAGCCCCAGCCCCAUCCCCUGUUCAGCACAGCUCCAGCCCAAUCCCAAGCCCCAGCCCCAUCCCCUGUUCAGCACAUCCCCAGCCCAAUCCCAAGCCCCAGCCCCAUCCCCUGUUCAGCACAGCUCCAGCCCAAUCCCAAGCCCCAGCCCCAUCCCCUGUUCAGCACAGCCCCAGCCCAAUCCCAAGCCCCAGCCCCAUCCCCUGUUCAGCACAUCCCCAGCCCAAUCCCAAGCCCCAGCCCCAUCCCCUGUUCAGCACAGCCCCAGCCCAAUCCCAAGCCCCAGCCCCAUCCCCUGUUCAGCACAUCCCCAGCCCAAUCCCAAGCCCCAGCCCCAUCCCCUGUUCAGCACAGCCCCAGCCCAAUCCCAAGCCCCAGCCCCAUCCACUGUUCAGCACAGCCCCAGUCCCAGCCACAUCCCCGAUCCAAUCCCAAGCCCCAGCCCCAUCCCCUGUUCAGCACAUCCCCAGCCCAAUCCCAAGCCCCAGCCCCAUCCACUGUUCAGCACAGCUCCAGCCCAAUCCCAAGCCCCAGCCCCAUCCACUGUUCAGCACAGCCCCAGCCCAAUCCCAAGCCCCAGCCCCAUCCCCUGUUCAGCACAGCUCCAGCCCAAUCCCAAGCCCCAGCCCCAUCCCCUGUUCAGCACAGCCCCAGCCCAAGCCCCAGCCCCAUCCCCUGUUCAGCACAUCCCCAGCCCAAUCCCAAGCCCCAGCCCCAUCCCCUGUUCAGCACAGCCCCAGCCCAAUCCCAAGCCCCAGCCCCAUCCCCUGUUCAGCACAGCUCCAGCCCAAUCCCAAGCCCCAGCCCCAUCCCCUGUUCAGCACAGCCCCAGCCCAAUCCCAAGCCCCAGCCCCAUCCACUGUUCAGCACAGCCCCAGUCCCAGCCACAUCCCCGAUCCAAUCCCAAGCCCCAGCCCCAUCCCCUGUUCAGCACAUCCCCAGCCCAAUCCCAAGCCCCAGCCCCAUCCACUGUUCAGCACAGCCCCAGUCCCAGCCACAUCCCCGAUCCAAUCCCAAGCCCCAGCCCCAUCCACUGUUCAGCACAGCCCCAGCCCCAUCCACUGUUCAGCACAGCUCCAGUCCCAGCCACAUCCCCGAUCCAAUCCCCAGCCCCAUCCACUGUUCAGCGCAGCCCCAGCCCCAUCCACUGUUCAGCACAGCCCCAGUCCCAGCCACAUCCCCGAUCCAAUCCCCAGCCCCAUCCACUGUUCAGCCCAGCCCCAGUCCCAGCCACAUCCCCGAUCCAAUCCCAAGCCCCAGCCCCAUCCCCUGUUCAGCACAGCUCCAGCCCAAUCCCAAGCCCCAGCCCCAUCCACUGUUCAGCACAGCCCCAGCCCAAUCCCAAGCCCCAGCCCCAUCCCCUGUUCAGCACAGCUCCAGCCCAAUCCCAAGCCCCAGCCCCAUCCCCUGUUCAGCACAGCCCCAGCCCAAUCCCAAGCCCCAGCCCCAUCCCCUGUUCAGCACAUCCCCAGCCCAAUCCCAAGCCCCAGCCCCAUCCCCUGUUCAGCACAGCCCCAGCCCAAUCCCAAGCCCCAGCCCCAUCCCCUGUUCAGCACAUCCCCAGCCCAAUCCCAAGCCCUAGCCCCAUCCCCUGUUCAGCACAGCCCCAGCCCAAUCCCAAGCCCCAGCCCCAUCCACUGUUCAGCACAGCCCCAGUCCCAGCCACAUCCCCGAUCCAAGCCCCAGCCCCAUCCCCUGUUCAGCACAUCCCCAGCCCAAUCCCAAGCCCCAGCCCCAUCCACUGUUCAGCACAGCCCCAGUCCCAGCCACAUCCCCGAUCCAAUCCCAAGCCCCAGCCCCAUCCACUGUUCAGCACAGCUCCAGUCCCAGCCACAUCCCCGAUCCAAUCCCCAGCCCCAUCCACUGUUCAGCGCAGCCCCAGCCCCAUCCACUGUUCAGCACAGCCCCAGUCCCAGCCACAUCCCCGAUCCAAUCCCCAGCCCCAUCCACUGUUCAGCCCAGCCCCAGUCCCAGCCACAUCCCCGAUCCAACCCCCAGCCCCAUCCACUGUUCAGCACAGCCCCAGCCAUAGAGAUGCCACUGGAGACGUAG
Messenger RNA from Salvelinus fontinalis (brook trout), 2712 nucleotides. Its product is annotated as cell surface glycoprotein 1-like. Lineage: Eukaryota; Metazoa; Chordata; Actinopteri; Salmoniformes; Salmonidae. The record is from RefSeq and is a predicted model, not a curated record. The transcript has 2 exons. Bases 1 to 2712 code for a protein of 903 amino acids.